AUGCUCUCCGACAGAGACGGCUCCUUCAGCCGGGAAGUCCUCCGCCUCCGCGCCGAUACCCCCCUCGGCCGCUACGUCCGCCUCUUCGACAUCCCCGGUACCCUCUCCGGCGACAUCCUCCGCCUCAACCGCAAUUUCCCUCCUUCCUGCCUACCCACCGGCCACUUCGAAAUAGAAGGUGAUACCAUCCGGCCCCUGGGGGAAGACACCUGCCCCGACCCCCCGGAGCCCUUAGAAGACGACUCGGAAGAUACCACCGACCUGAUCCGCCUCCUCCCCCUGAUCUCCAACCUCGACCCCACCAAACACUUCAUAAAAAAACCAAAAUACCGCUCCGAAAUCACCAACCUCCUCCGUCUCCAAGGCGGUUCCUGUCCUGGUACUAGAUGCUCCCCCCACAUCAUCCACCUCGGCGCGUCCGCAACAGGUGACCCCGUCUUCCAAAAGCUCGCCACCCGCGGCCUUACGCUUGCCCGCGCCUCGGCCCUGGCUACGUAUAAGCGCUGGCUGCUGGGUCUACUCGACGCCCUGGCUGUGUUGCACGCCGCGGGGAUUGUACACCGCGAUUUGCGCGUCGACAACCUGCUCUUUGCCCGAGAUGGUUCGGAGGACGAAGAGGAGGGCGAAGGAGGAGAGACAAGGCUGGUGGUGUGUGACCUAGAAGGACGCUGGGGACAGAGGGAUUCCGGGUGGAGUGAGAUGUCGGAUGUGUAUAAUGUGGCUGGGUGUAUCAAGGGGAUGGUGUAUGCUAAUGCGCCGCUUACGCCGCAGGUGGAGUGGCCUGUUCCGGAGCCGUUGGACCGGGUGGUGGAGGCGUGUAUGCGGGAGGUGCCGGGGGAGAGGCCGACGGUGGGGGAGUUGAGGGAGAUGGUGGAGGCUAUUCAGGUUGAUUGA
Dichotomopilus funicola is the source of this 894-nucleotide messenger RNA. RefSeq lists its product as uncharacterized. Gene Ontology annotation, molecular function: protein kinase activity. Gene Ontology annotation, biological process: protein phosphorylation. The transcript is spliced from 3 exons. Bases 1 to 894 code for a protein of 297 amino acids. Lineage: Eukaryota; Fungi; Ascomycota; Sordariomycetes; Sordariales; Chaetomiaceae. The record is from RefSeq and is a predicted model, not a curated record.